AAAGCAAAGUCUUCUCAAACAUGCAUUAGAUCUGUCACCAUAUGCUGGAAUAUUCCUGCGGAUCCUCCAGUUGCUGCUAUUUCUACCUUUUCUAAGUCCAAGAAUAGCCACCAACCCGUUCCCCGUCCUCAGACAAAAUUAAACAACCCUCCGUCGGAAGAAGCCAGAGUUGAAAAUUUAGUCAAACUAGCGGAAAACUUGGACAAUUUCCCAUUUGAUUCCAAAGAGGAUUCCACCAAUAAGUGUUUACAGGAUUUACUGGAAGUUCUUAGUAAAAUUGACGAUCUUGUGGAAGACAUUUUUAUUGUUGACCAAUCAGACAAGUUACAGGACGAAGAUGCUGAUGGGAAGAUGAGCAACAAUCAGCAGAAUUUCCGUGCCAGGAUCCAGGCUUUUGAGAGCCAGGCUGAUGCCAAGGAGGGAAAUGCAUCUCAAAUAGGCACACCAAGCCUUCCGCCAAGGACGGCUUCUUGCAGACCGCCAGUUGCUGCUAAACCAUCUGCAGCUUUUAGAAGUACAAGUUUAGACGACACCAACAAAAAUGAGCCAACUGCACAAAACCCCCAAAACCCUUUCACAGGCUCCAAAGUGCAACCCCCUGUAAAACCGGUGAGACAGUCCUUGAGAAACGAGCUAGAGGCUUUUCACAGCAAAGGGAAUACAUCAAACAGCCCAAAUCCUUUUGCCCUGACCAGUACUGAUGGCUUCGAGGAAGAGGAACCUCCACUGAUGUCACCCAUCCCUCCGUUGAAACCUUUCAAAGAACCUCUUAAGCCUAAUCUGAAUAUAAACAUCCACAACUCAGCCUCCAUGUUCACAAAUAACAACCAUUUGGACAACUCAUUCAGUAACCCCCCGGUCAAACCACAGUUUAGCAUGGAUGACGAUGGAGUCUCUGUCAACAGGCCAAGUAUUGGAAAAAGACCAACCACUAUCAGGGUUCCCAGCAUGACUGGGUCAGUGGUAGGCAACUUUAAAGACAGUGGUCAUCCUCUUCCAACUCAGAAGCCUGUGAGUCCUCUAACCCCGUCUGCGAGCUACAAACAAAUCACCAAGUCUUCAAUGUCCCUUCAGAACUCUUUUGGUGUCAGUCCAACACCAUUGCUACCACCUCGGAAACCCACUAUGGAAAAGUCCCUCCCGCCCCGUCCUUCUCUGGUUAAAGCAGGCCCAGGAAGACAACUCCCGUCGACCCUUCAGGCAACAGAUGUAUCUCAGUCAAAGCCACCUAAAUACCUGGCACAGAUGCCCCCCAAAAAAGGACUCAUUUUGCCUCCAAGACCCUGUCCAGGCCACCGUCUCUACAUCAAAUACACACUUCAGCUCCCUCAUGGGAUUGCAUCCUUUGACUACGAUGGGAGUGAUUCAGGACAUCUGACACUGCAGAAAAACGAAGUUCUUCUGCUCCUGAACGAGAUUAACCGCGAUGAAUUUGAGUGCCAGGUUGGCGAAACCACAGGGAGAGUUCACAAAUAUCGAAUGAAGGUCAUAACUCCUUUGGGCACACCUCCACUACAGGGUGCUUCAGGUGGAGACGAUUGUGGACUGACGGUUCAGGCUCUGUACGACUUUGAUCCAGAGAAUCCAGGAGAGCUGAGACUCCGAGAAGGAGAUUUUGUGACUGACGUGGAGCAGUUGGACAACCAGUGGUACCAAGGCACCUGUGAUGGAUCUACUGGUUACUUUCCUGUCAAUUAUGCCAAAGUCUUGUCAAACUCACCAAAAUCACUCCCUAAAAAGAAAACUAAGCCAAAACCAGCAACAAUCAGUGGUCCGAGAUGUGUGGCGAUAUUUAACUUCGAUGGGGAGCACAGUGAUGAGCUGUCCUUCUCUGAAGGGGAGAUGAUCCAGCUGAAGGAGUUGGUGGGGGAGGACUGGGCUCGGGGACAGAUCGGCACCUCCAUCGGCAUCUUCCCCCUUAACUUUGUGGACAUCAUUGAAGAUCUGCCCCCAUCUCGAAAUCAGCUGCAGUCCAGCAAAGUGGCACUGCCUGGUGUGGCUGCUUCUCCCUGCAUGCAGUCUGAGGCUGCCAAACCUGUUCAGGCUUCUAAGCCCAGCGCGGAAUGGGCAACAGCCCUGUAUGAUUAUGCUGCAAUAUCAGCUGAUGAGCUGUCCUUCCAACAAGGUGACCGAAUCCUGAUCACCGAUCACAUCAAUGAGGAGUGGAGCAGUGGCAGGCUCGGCGGCAGAGAAGGCAUGUUCCCCAGGGCUUUCAUCAAGGCCAGCUCAGGACAAGCGCCUAAUGGGGCUGCAGGUGGUGAGAGAGCUAGAGCGUUGUACAGCUACACAUCAGACUGUGAGGAGGAGCUCUCGAUACGGGUCGGGGACAUAAUAACCAACCUGGAGUCUGUUGAUGAAGAGUGGUUCCUGGGUGAUCUCAGGGGGAAACGAGCUCUGGUUCCUAAAAACUACGUGAAAGUGUUGAAAUAAGGCUGCAAGUUUAGCAGCUUGGCUCAGAGGA
This is a messenger RNA of Nothobranchius furzeri (turquoise killifish), 2461 nucleotides long. Lineage: Eukaryota; Metazoa; Chordata; Actinopteri; Cyprinodontiformes; Nothobranchiidae. The record is from RefSeq and is a predicted model, not a curated record.